This is a messenger RNA of Electrophorus electricus (electric eel), 4857 nucleotides long. It is a transcript of the gene socs6b, whose product is annotated as suppressor of cytokine signaling 6b. Lineage: Eukaryota; Metazoa; Chordata; Actinopteri; Gymnotiformes; Gymnotidae. Gene Ontology annotation, biological process: protein ubiquitination; phosphatidylinositol phosphate biosynthetic process; regulation of growth. Gene Ontology annotation, cellular component: phosphatidylinositol 3-kinase complex. The record is from RefSeq and is a predicted model, not a curated record. Gene Ontology annotation, molecular function: 1-phosphatidylinositol-3-kinase regulator activity.
AGGACAAAUGACACUGAAGACGUUAGCUAGUCAUAAAAAGUUUUCAUGCUUAACGAUUUCCGAAUGCUUUUCAGCGAAGAGCUGAAAUAUUAAUUUGUCGUCGAAUCGCAGUCAUAAUAUGGUAUAUAUGUACUGGCCGUUUACCAACGAAAUAUAUAUGCGUAGGGUUUUAGAAGUAUAAGCUGCUACAAAGCUACCUAGCUAACUGAUAAGCCUGUCAGAGCUGACCGAAUAAGGUGGGGAGUGCUCGCGAGCUACGCUAGCUAACUUAGCUGGCUAGCAAACUAGCUAAAUGUUAGCCAACGUCAUAACAUUUGAGAUAGCUUAGAGUCACGUUAACAUGAUUUGAUAGCCCCUUUGGAAAACACUAUGAGAAUUCCCGUCAGUUGACAGUAUUGGGGGAACGACAGAGAUGGCAGUUGCAGUUGACUGGAUAUGAGUAGCUAUGUGCGACUGUUCACAGUCACCUUCCUCUUUCCUGGAACAUUCAUUGUGAGUCAUCCUCUUCCAGCAUAUUGGAGGGAAUAUUCAGGAUGAAGAAAAUUACUUUUAAGACAAUUAGAAAGUCCUUAAACAUAAAAGGGAAAGAAGAGAAUGAGUGUGCUGUAUCACAGCCAGACCUGUCUGCUCAUUUCCCUGGGGAAGAGUCUCUUUAUGGAGGCUGCUACAGCAAGGAGCUUAUUGGAUGUGACUUGGACGGUGAAGAAGUAAAAGGAUCCAAAAGCCGACCCAAAAGUGAGAGCCUCAUGGGUACUCUAAAAAGGAGACUGUCGACAAAACAGAAGCCAAAAGUCAAAGGGAGUUCUCCAUCUGUUUGCUCCUUAGAAGAUGACACUUUUUCCUCGUCCUCUGCACCCAUCACUUUCAAUGACCUGAAAUCCCAGCAUUCUUCCCGCUCUCUGCGGAGUCAUCAUUACAGCCCCACUCCAUGGCCCCUGAGACCAACAAACUCAGAGGAGACAUGCAUCAAAAUUGGCGGCAACGUGAAGCCACUGAUCAAUUCAUCAGGCUCCAGCCCAGCUCUCAAUGGCAUUCGGAAGGACUUACUUGAACUCCAGCAAGAUAACCUGUUUGAGGAGACCAGCAGUUCGUUGAAAGGUCCUGACCCUCACGUUGACGAUUUGCAUCUUGAAAUGGAUGAUCAUGUGCCUGUAGUCAUUGGUCUCUCAGCUCAGGAUUACAUACAGUACACAAUGCCUUUAGAUGACAGAAUUUACCCCGAGGAGGGCCCUCGCUCUUUCUGCUUGGAUGGCACUUCACCCAUGGAUGUGGUGCCACAGACUGAUGGAUGUUCCCUUCCUGUGGAUGAGGUACCUGUUGAUCAUGAUCUUCUAUCACCGGACAUCUUCAUGGAACCAUCGGUCAACAGGAUUCUGCUGACCACUGCAAAUGCCCUGCUGCAUGGUUCCAGACUCGAUGCCCCUCUUUCCCCUUUGCUAACACCACUGCCUGGGGGUCGCCUCCCCAGGAACCUUUCUGAGUUUAAUGGAACGCACACUCAGGUUGCAGAGUCGGUCAUACACCAUCUUAGCUUUGACCCCAGCUCUGCACCAGGAGUGCGGCGAGUCUAUGAUGCGGUGCAGAAUAGUGGGCCAAUGGUGGUCACCAGUCUCACAGUUGAGCUCAAGAAACUAGCUAAGCAGGGCUGGUACUGGGGCCCCAUCACACGGUGGGAAGCUGAGGAGAAGCUGGUCAACCUUCCGGAUGGUUCCUUCUUGGUCCGCGACAGCUCUGACGAGCGCUAUCUCCUAAGCUUGAGCUUUCGCUCGCAGGGAAAGACACUCCACACGCGGAUAGAGCACUCCAACGGCAGCUUCAGCUUUUAUGAGCAGCCGGACGUGGAAGGCCACACGUCGAUCGUGGAUCUUAUUGAUAACUCUAUCAGAGAUUCAGAAAACGGAGCGUUCUGCUACUCUAGGUCACGCCUGCCUGGCUCCGCCACCUAUCCUGUUAGACUGACCAAUCCUGUGUCACGAUUUAUGCAAGUGCGAUCACUGCAGUACUUGUGUCGUUUCGUUAUUCGUCAGUACACACGUAUCGACCUGAUCCAGAAAUUGCCUUUACCAAACAAAAUGAAAGAUUACUUGCAAGAAAAACACUAUUGAACCUAUUGGAAGCCAACUGUAUGGAAUAUUAUUUCUUCUUGCACUUUUGGUAUGUUGACACACAAGGUGUUACAUUUCUGGGCUCAUACGAUGUCAUUAAACUACAUGUUUUACAUUUUUUUGUCAGAAGAGAAGGGUGAUGUUUAGUGUUAGACUAGCUCAGCAGUUGAGCAGAUCAAGUGCUAGGAAUAUGGCUUGAGUGAUCAGAGUGUGUGAUUGGAGUACCUUCUGCAUGCUUAUUUGGAAUUAUGUAGUAUUUUUGCUUAAAUUUCAGAAUCAAAGCAAUCUAAAGAACAAUGUUAUUUUAAUUGUCUAUACCAAUUGUGAGAUUAGCAAAAAAAACAAAAAAACUCCAAGUAUUUAGGGCAUUCCCAGUCUUUGGUGUGCAGUGCACAGUGGUAUUUUUGCCUUAUUGAUGGCAGUUUAUUUGUUGAGGGAUGAGUGUUGGCUUUUUAAAAUGCAAUCACUUGUUUUGGUUUUGUUUGGUUUUUUUGUUUGUAUAUUUUCGGGGGGUGGGGGGGGUUUUAAAGUGGCACUGUUCAUUAAACUACCCAUGGUCUCAUCAGGAUACAUAUUGCACUAUAGGAAUUUAGGCAGUUACACUAAUAAGCUAUAUUAGCUGUUCAUAUUUCAGUUUACUAUCUCCACUUUUUUAAAUGUUUAUUUCUGGUUAUUUGUUUAGCAUUAAAUUCUAUAGCACACAUGAAUCCAAGAACAGAAUAGAGUAAAGUUCUUUUAAACUGAUUUUUAUUGUUACAGAAUUUAUAUUUUGGAUUUAUCCACUUUAUUUUCUUAUUAUUUUCUUAUAAGUAAAGAAAUCCUUGACAAUUUAAAUGUCCCCAUUGUUUACAUUCCUUUCCAGGUAUAAUGCUCUGGAUUAAUUUUGAUCAUUGCUAGAAAUGUGCAAGAAAUUAAUGGUGGCAUAAACAAAAUUAAUGGUACAUAAUUUUUAAUGGUACUGUUAUUUCUCUCUUUCUCUUUUUUGUUUUCAGUGGGGGGGUUGUUGGAACAAAAUUGACUUAUGAGUUAUGAGGCACCAUAUUGUAAAACAAGAACAAUACAUGUGGUUCUCAAUGUUUUUUAAACAUGAUCCCUUUUUUAUUUACCUUAAUUUUUGUUUGUGUUAUCAGGCCUAGAAUUCUUUAUAGCCUUGACUCCAGGGUUCUUUGUUUACAUUUAAGUCCACUUACAGCAAUGUCUUGGUUCUUAUAGCACAGUGUCUCUUGUCUUAUUUUGACAUUAACGGCCAGAAUGCUUGCAGAGCUUAUACAAAAAUGAUUGUGAUCAUGUUACUUCAUUUUGUGACUGCGAUUUAACAGGGAUUUCGUUUUAUUGCAAAGGUCUGCAUUACUCUGUGGGAAGACCUUGUGUUUCAUUAGAACACAGAAUCAUUUCUGUGGUUUGUUAAAACACUUGUGCAUAGUUGUACUGCUUAAACCCACAUGACAUUAGGUUUGUUACAGUACGCCUAUGAAUAAAUCAAAUGCAUUGUUUGUGGCACUUUGCAUUUAGUUGAUCGCAAAGGCUUAAAUAUCAGUAACAGUUAGCCUGAUAUUCCAUUUAUUAUGCAGCCUUACUAAAAAGCCAGCAGGCACUUCUCUUUAGCUAGGUGCACAUUGCUGCUUGUGCGUCCCUUGUCUGGGUGUGUGUUGAUGUCCUGGGUCGUGUUUCUUUCCUUCUUUCAGUGUCAUAGUAUUUGUGGCCAUCACCAUUGUUUGCCUUUUAAAUGUUUGCCCACUACAGCAAACUUGCAACAAGUCCCUUUGAUGGAAUUUGACCUCUUUCAGAACUUUCGGAAUAAGAGCACUGUUAUUGCUAAAUUGCUGUUUCUGUCUGUGUACAUGGAUAUAUAGUAGCCUUGAGUAAGAGCUCCGUUUCUUGACAGGCUUACUGGGAGGGGGCAUGGUUCUAAAUUGCUUCUCUGAUUUACUUAUUUGUGAUUAGGUUGCAUUGAGUAAUGUGGAUGAAUUAGGGUUUGAGGUGUGGUGUGGAAGAUUUUUGAAGUGUAUUUUGAAAGAUGGGAGGAACAUUUCCUGUGUUUCAGAAUGACUAAUUUGUGCUGCCACAUAUUGCAUUAUGGCAGAAUGGCUCAUAAUGCUAUGUUAUGGAGGGUUUUGACAAGAAUGAAUGAUGCGAUCUCAUCCUUGUUAGGCUGCAAUCCUUUUCCAUGCACAUGUUUUCAAGAUGGUAAAUUAAUUGCUAUGUUGAGCAUAUGACAAAAUAAGUGGUGUGUUUAUGAAUGAAGAUUGAUUUAAUGAUGCCCACAUCUGAAGUGUUCUUGGGAUUUCUUUUGUUGGUACUUUUAUUUUCUGUUUUAAUGUAUGGCCUUCUGUUUUAUUCUGCCCUUCUAGUUCAUUAAUAAAUCUUCAGGGCUGAAUAUCGGCCUAGUUUAUUAAUAAACGAAGAAGUUGGUCAAAAAUGUUGGAUUUGCUGUCAUGGAGGAUGUGUAGGUGUGAAUGUUUGUUUUUCAGAUGGGAGUUGAUUUUGUUGUGCUCUUUAUUCCACCCACGUGGUGUGGCUGCAGCGAAAAUGCCCUUCAUUUUGCAACCUUUUUCAAAUUUUCAUUGGGAGUUUGAUGGACAUUCUAGCAUAUUUUGAAUCUUUAAAGGGAAAGCUGUGUAUGGAUUUAUUGCACAUUUUGAACUAAAUGUUUCUUUUUAUACUUACUCUAAAAUGUUAAUAAAAACCUAUUCUGAAAUUUGUUUUAGUGUUAUGUUUGAAAAUGUCAAAAAUAAAAGUAGAAUGUAUGCGA